Messenger RNA from Acanthisitta chloris (rifleman), 1627 nucleotides. RefSeq names its product Sep (O-phosphoserine) tRNA:Sec (selenocysteine) tRNA synthase (gene SEPSECS). Gene Ontology annotation, biological process: selenocysteine incorporation; conversion of seryl-tRNAsec to selenocys-tRNAsec. The record is from RefSeq and is a predicted model, not a curated record. Gene Ontology annotation, molecular function: tRNA binding; O-phosphoseryl-tRNA(Sec) selenium transferase activity. Bases 1 to 1485 code for a protein of 494 amino acids. The transcript has 11 exons. NCBI's taxonomy places the organism in Eukaryota, Metazoa, Chordata, Aves, Passeriformes, Acanthisittidae.
AUGCCCCCGCCCCGCCGACACCCCGCGGAGUCGGACCCGGCCCUGGGUAGCCGCUGCCGUGGUGGUAGAGACCUUGCAGAGCCCCAAAGUGAAAGUUACCUUUAUAUUAUUGUUGUUAUUAAGGGAAAAUGUCCUGAAGAUGGAUGGGAUGAAAGCACCAUUGAGUUGUUUCUUCAUGAACUUGCUGUAAUGGAUAGCAAUAACUUCCUGGGCAACUGUGGUGUUGGUGAGAGGGAAGGAAGAGUGGUGUCAGCACUUGUUGCCCGAAGGCAUUACAGGCUGAUCCAUGGAAUUGGAAGGUCAGGUGAUAUUUCUGCAGUCCAGCCUAAAGCUGCAGGGUCGAGCCUUUUGAACAAACUUACUAAUUCCAUUGUUCUGGACAUUAUAAAGCUGGCUGGUGUCCGGUCAGUGACCAAUUGCUUUGUGGUUCCUAUGGCAACUGGCAUGAGCCUAACUCUGUGUUUUUUAACAUUGCGGCACAAGAGACCAAAGGCAAAAUACAUUCUCUGGCCACGUAUAGACCAGAAAUCUUGCUUUAAGUCAAUGAUCACUGCAGGUUUUGAGCCUGUGGUCAUAGAAAAUACAUUAGAAGGUGAUGAGCUACGGACAGACCUCGAAGGAGUGGAGGCCAAAAUCAAGGCUCUUGGUGCUGAAAAUAUUCUAUGUGUGCAUUCUACAACAUCUUGCUUUGCUCCAAGGGUACCUGAUAGGCUGGAGGAACUGGCUGUGAUUUGUGCUAAUUAUGGCAUUCCCCAUAUUGUCAACAAUGCAUAUGGAGUUCAGUCUUCAAAAUGUAUGCACCUUAUCGAGCAGGGCGCUCGAGUAGGCAGAAUAGAUGCUUUUGUUCAAAGCCUGGACAAGAAUUUUAUGGUUCCAGUAGGUGGUGCUAUCAUUGCUGGCUUCGAUGAGUCCUUCAUUCAGGAGAUCAGCAAAAUGUAUCCAGGAAGAGCAUCUGCGUCUCCUUCCUUAGAUGUCCUCAUUACACUUCUGUCUCUGGGUACCAGUGGCUACAAACAGUUACUGAAAGAGAGAAAGGAGAUGUUUUCCUAUCUUUCAAGUGAGCUGAAGAAGCUGGCAGAUAACCACAAUGAGAGACUGUUAGACACACCACAUAAUCCCAUUUCCUUAGCUAUGUCACUGAAGAAUCUAGAUGAAAAUAAUGAUGCUGCUGUUACCCAGCUUGGAUCUAUGCUUUUCACAAGACAAGUUUCUGGAGCAAGGGUUGUUCCCUGUGGGUCUGUACAAACUGUGAAUAACUACACUUUUAAAGGCUUCAUGUCACAUGCAAAUGACUAUCCCUGUGCUUACCUUAAUGCUGCCUCAGCAAUUGGAAUUAAAAAGCAAGAUGUAGAUGUAUUCCUGAAAAGACUUGACAAGUGUUUGAAGACUUUUAGAAAAGAAGCAAAGCAAGAGAAAAUUAUAAACAAAAUAAGUGAUUCUAACACAGCCACAGAACAACUUGAAGACCAGAAGAUAGAGAUUUAGUAACAGGAAGAUGAACUUUUUUCUGAAGUAUGUCAGGUUUGUAUUUGGUUAUAAGUGUGCAUUUUCAGUGCAGAAAAUUUAUUCUUGAUCUGAAAACAACAAUAAAAAGUUGGGUGAAAUUCAGCUUUAAGAAAAUAGGUGA